AUGCUUCGUACAUGUGCAAAUGUAUUAAGACAACGAACAUCGCAAGUAUGGGUUUCAGUAAGAUUAAUGGGAAAUGAUCCAUCACCUGGUUCUAUAAAUGCUGCUCAUGAUAAAUUUGCUGAACGUGAACAAGCAUUGGAAAAUAGUUAUUUUAGAAAACAAAAUGAAGAACUUUUAGCAAAGUUACGACAACGACAUGACGAUUUAGAAAAACAAUCCGAUGUUAUUGAAACAGAACAAGAACGAAUUGAAGCCGAAAUUAAAAAAUUAGAACAACAAAGAGAAGAAUUAAUGAGAAAAGGACAGAAGACGUCGAAAGCUUGA
This is a messenger RNA of Rotaria sordida, 324 nucleotides long. Lineage: Eukaryota; Metazoa; Rotifera; Eurotatoria; Philodinida; Philodinidae. The record is from the annotation of a GenBank genome assembly.